Xiphophorus couchianus (Monterrey platyfish) is the source of this 3535-nucleotide messenger RNA. RefSeq names its product galactose-3-O-sulfotransferase 1a (gene gal3st1a). Bases 733 to 2010 code for a protein of 425 amino acids. Gene Ontology annotation, molecular function: galactosylceramide sulfotransferase activity. NCBI's taxonomy places the organism in Eukaryota, Metazoa, Chordata, Actinopteri, Cyprinodontiformes, Poeciliidae. The record is from RefSeq and is a predicted model, not a curated record. Gene Ontology annotation, cellular component: membrane. The transcript is spliced from 3 exons. Gene Ontology annotation, biological process: galactosylceramide biosynthetic process; myelination.
GAAAAUGUAGAAGCUGUACUGUGUUUAUUCAUUCUACCACAUGCAGAGCUCCAGCUUGCUAAAUCAGAAUUUCAGACGAUAGACAGUGCAGUUUUGAUCAGCUGGAACAAUUAGCCCCUUUGUGCUUUGGAUUUCUGCAUUUGUCCUUUCUAUGCCUUUUUCCACCCCUCUUGUCAGCAUGCAGCUCAGACUUCAGUGUCCACACUCAAAAGCCCUCUGUGUGUGAACACAAAAUAGGGGCUAUAUACGGCCUCUCUCCUCCCUCUCUUUCUCCUGCUCUCCCUCCCUGCCCUCCUUCUUUUAUUUUCAUGCUCACAGACUUGUUCAUGUCCCCUGACAGAGAGACUUUGACGUCACAGGUGGUUACAUGAACCUCCCUGCUGUGCUUUAUUCAGCAGGAUCAGUUUUGGAAUUGAAAGUGAAGGGAGGAGGCAGCACAGGUCGGAGGCAUCAGGUGUGCACGCAGAGUGACGGGGGAGAAAGAGGAGAGGAGGAACAGCAAAUAGAUGAAUGGGAGCUGCGGCAUCGGAUCUGUGAUGAGACUGUCACAGGAGUCAAAAUGAACGCAUUAAGAUCAGACACACGAGGAGCCUUAAUAAGGACAUUGACUUCCAUGAAUCGUCUGGAAAUGGAUGGACAACAUGAUGGAGUAGGACAACUUUGAAGAAUGCUCUGUCUUGUGCACUUGUUUCUCUUUGGGUAAUUGCAUGAAGAAUUUGAACUUGCUGGACCAUGGCUGGCAAGCAAGGGAGACAAUGGAGGUCCAUGUGCAAAGGCCUCAUCCUGGGAACACUUCUAACCAGCUGUAUGAUCCUGCUUUACUGUCUCCCCAUCCAACAAGCCAAUUCCAACCCACCUGAGGUCCCAGUGCCUUACUCUUGUGCCCAUCGUCCAUCCCAUCUUCACCCUAAAACAUCCACCAACAUGUCCCAAAAAAACUCGAGCCAGUCUUGCUCUCCUAAAGUGGACAUAAUGUUCAUGAAAACACACAAAACGGCCAGCAGCACUUUCCUCAACAUCCUGUUCCGUUUUGGAGAGAAACACCAUCUUCAGUUUGCCUUUCCCAACAGCAGGAAUGACUUCUUUUAUCCAUCCCUUUUUCAACGUUCCCAGGUCAAAGACUACAAACCUGGAAUGUGCUUUAACAUCAUCUGCAAUCACAUGCGGUUCAAUGCUCCAGAAGUGGCUAAACUACUUCCUUUAGACACAUCCUACAUCACCAUUCUGAGAGACCCGGCAGAACUUUUUGAGUCAUCAUUCCACUAUUUUGGCCGGAUAGUGCCUUUUACCUGGACGAUACCGGGUGACGACAAGCUGACGGAGUUCCUGCUUGACCCUCACAGCUACUUUGAUCCAGAGGGCUUUAAUUCCUUCUACCUCAAGAACCUGCUGUUCUUUGACUUUGGACUUGACAACACUCUGGAGCUGGAGAAUCCACAGGUAGACGAGGGAAUCAGAUUCAUCUCAGAGCGCUUCUAUCUGGUCAUGUUGGUGGAACACUUUGAGGAAUCACUGAUCCUGCUCAAAGAUGCUCUAUGCUGGGAGAUGGACGACUUGCUCUUCUUCAAGCUCAAUGCCCGCAAGGGAUCCACUGUGUCUAAACUUACCCCUGAGCUGAGGGCCAGGGCUCUUGAGUGGAAUGCCAUUGACUGGAAGCUAUACCAGCACUUCAACCAAACGUUUUGGAAGAAGGUAGAUGCCUAUGGGCGGCAGCGUAUGGCCAAAGACGUGGCAGAACUCAGGAAAAGAAACAAAGAGAUGGCAUCGAUCUGCAUUGAGGGAGGCCAUGCAGUAGAAGCCGGCAGCAUCCAGGAGACAGACAUGCAGCCCUGGCAGCCAAUAGGGGAGAAGUCUAUCAUGGGCUAUAACCUAAAGAAGAAUGUGGACAAAACACAUCGGAAGUUGUGUCGUAAGAUGUUGAUGCCAGAGAUUCAGUAUCUGACAGAACUGGGGGUGAACCUGUGGAUCACCAAGCUGUGGGGCCAUGUUCGAAACAUUCUUAACUGGUGACUUAGCUUCUGAGCAUGAAGCCACGUCACCAAUUAAAAGAAGAAAAGUAUAUCAGAGUACAGUUGGCAGAUGUCACAGUCUACACCGAACACACUCUGCAAGAACACCAGAAACUUUGUAGUGUUCAGCUUUGAAACACUGAAAGGGAGUGGAUAUGUUCACAACAAACUAAGCAGCCUCUGAUUAAAUCAUAAUUGUUGCCAUACCAACUAAAUCUUUAAGGGAACAUAAAACGGUUUAUAAUAUUAACUUAUGAAUAUCAAACUGUCCUUGAUGAAAAUGUUUAACUUGGAUGAAAGGAUUCUGAAUGAAGAGUAAAAAUAUGGUGUGAAAACAGUCAAUGUACAAGUAUUAAAUCUGACACUGCUGCAUUUAAAAGGUAACACUGGCCAAACAUUAAACAGAAAAAAAUCUAACAAAAACAUUCUUACAAAAAUAUCAGGAACAUUAUAAGAAAUGAAUAACGUCUUGCUAUAGAAAUAGCCCUCUGCGAAGUUAUAAAAUUUGAUUAAAUUGUAAUAAAUAUGUAUAAUAAUGAUGGUUACCUUUUAAGAGUAGCACUUGAAAGGCCUUAAAACAGGGUGAUUGUAUAAUUCAUGGUAUUAAAAACAGAUCGAAUACUUGUUAUUCUGAUAUCUAUUGAAUAAUAUGAGGAAAAUCAUCAAAUUAAUCAAAAAGGAAGUAAAGCUCUAUGCAAUCAAAACAAGAAUUGUUUUUUUUUAUGUUCCUAAUGGUAUUUGAGAUUUCUGCUACAUUUUGCUUCUCGAGGGUCUUUUCUCGUUCUAAUGUCUGAAGGUCAAGUCUUAAGCAGCAUGUUCGUCUAUAUGUUGUGUUGGCAGGAUUUUUAGCUGAACGAUUAUAUCUGUGUAUUAUAAAUUGUGAGAAGUAAUUGUAUAAUUUCUCUUAUGUGCUUUGAUGGUGAAUAACGGUGUUAAACAUGAUCUGCAUUCCUGAUUGUAUGCAGCCUUGCUGUCAUAACCUGCAGUGGCAGAAGGAAAUCAAUAGGGAAAAAGUUAUAUUUUUUAUUACUCUGCAGCAUUGCAUGUUUCUUUAUUUUGAUUCAUUUAAUGAUAAAUCAUCUGUUUCUAUGUCUGUUUUUUUUCUUGUUUUCAGCACUUUUUAAGGGAUUUAUUUGUUCACUAAUUUAUCUGCUGCCUACUCCAUACGAUCCCUCAUUGAUACAGUCAAUGUCAUUAUAAUUUUAUAAUUAGUUAGGUAAAAGGUAACACUUUCUAUGUUCAAACCAAAAGAAAGUAAUUUAAAGCUGAAAGUUUCUUCUGAUGUUAUUUUUCCAAGUUUACUAUACUCUAUGAUGCAGAAUAAGUCUGCCAACAACGGGUGUAAAUACUAACAACCUUCAUAAGUAUCAAAUGUGACAACAAACCAGUUUUCCUUGCAAUUAAACAGCAAGAAAAACUACAAACUAGACAUUAAACGUAAGAGUUACAGGUAAUCCAGAUAAAUGCAUACAAACACAAAAUUUUUUUCUUUCCCUCAGUCUGACAUUAAAGUACAAUAGAUUAAA